UACGAAUUCAGAGUAUUUUUUCAGUGACAUGCGCCGAAGGAUCUACGCACAUUUCUUAAGAAUACAAAACCUUCGACGAAGCUGUUUAUCCACUCGUUGCUUGGUUCGCAUCCAGGAGGUGCUGGAAUGCACCUGUUCUGCUGAAGGUCUACAUACUUGUUCUGCGCCGAGUCGUAUGCUCUGGGGUCUAUGUCAGACACGUUGACGUCGGCCAGCCUGUUUGCUUCGUGUCUGACCACCUUCAAGCGCGGAAGAAGUCGUCAGACUUUUUCAAAGCGAAUCCCUUUAUACUUACAAAUAGCAGCAUUUCUCUGAAAGCUCAACUGCGAAUCCUCUCAACCAGAACGAAAUCUCCCUUGAUAUGUCCCUUCCGGCGCACCCUAAAGGCCCGUUGACCAGCAGCGAUUCGACACCAUGCUCGGAGGGCAAUACGGCACCAACUGCCCAGACGACGCAGGUCUCGGCCGAUGACAUGACUCGACCAAUCAGACUCGACCAACUCAGAAAACCCUCAAGAUCUUCUUUCUCGAUCAGCAGCAGCUCCCUUCAGGAAAAGUCGUUUCGCCAGGGUCGCGUCUUUCAUCUCAGAGCUCACGCCAGGUCUCAAUACGGCGACUCGACUCUGUCCAAAUUCGGCCCCGCACAAACCAACGAUGACGGCCCCCAUCCCGACGACAUCACCCUCGCCACUCGGGGGGCCCCUCAACAAACCGACCAAGACGGCGAUCAGCUGUCGGCUCAUCUUUCCAAAAUGCCCCUAUCUAGGUCCGCCCUGUUUUCCACCUCCGAACUCAAACCCGUCGCCAAGGACAACGAAUUGAGCUCCUUCGCCGACAAGGCCACCCUCCACAAAUCGGAUUCCAACAUAUCUUCCAAGCUGAUAUGGAAGAAAAACCGGGCGUCGUCUUCGACCGUAGAGGGCAAAGGCAAAAAACAACCGAACGCCGCAAUCCUCUCCUCCUCCAAAAAAGUCCCCCCUGCUAAGCCCGCCACCGUCGCAAAACCGCCCAGCAGGGGCGCCGUCAUCACCCUGCUCGACAAAGUCAUCCCUAUCACCGAGAGCAUGUUCGACGACCCGUCGAAGUACGAUCCGCUCGUCUUUUCGUUCGACAAAGAAGAAACUCCGGAAAACGUAAUCUACAUGUCCGCCUCCGACAAAGAAACCGUCGACUACAACAAGGAGUUUCCCGCCGUCAAGGCCGCCGUGCUCGAAAAACUCAUUCUGGGCCUCACCCCGGAAGGAUAUUCCGACCCGGACUUCAUCUUCACCUUCCUCAUCAACAUGCCCAGCUUCACCACUCCCAGCAGAGUCCUCUCCCUGCUCAAACUGCGCUGGAACAUCCCCUUUCCAGACCACCCCCCCCUUUCAGCAGACGGCAAAACGCCCAUCGACUUCGAAACGUUUCAAAAAAAAAAACUAUUCCCAAUUCGGCUGCGCAUCUUCAACGUGCUCAAACUCUGGCUCGAAGACCACCAAAAACUCGUGGACGAGGAAACAAAAUCCCUGAUAAAGGAAUUCGUCUCCGAAACCAUGUCGAAGGACCUCCCGGGACCCGCCGCCCUUCUAAUGCGCGUCAUUCAAGCCAUGGGCGAACACAACGACGAAAAUGUCAUGUUCAACCACGACCCGCCCAAACCCCUCAUUCCAACCCAGCUGAAACAGCCCCUGACCCUCCUGAACAUCCACCCCGAGGAACUGGUCCGUCAAAUCACCCUCCUGGACUCCAACUACUUCAGGAAAAUCAACCUGCACGAAUUUCUAAACAACGGGUGGAUGAAGCCGGACAAAGAACGGCGCUCCCCAAACAUUCUGAUCAUGAUCAACUCCUUCAACAACAUCUCCAGAUGGGUCUCCAGCGAAAUACUGAGGCAAACCAGUCUGAAACAACGCGCCCUAACCAUCAACUUUUUUAUUUGUAUGGCACAAAAAUUCUAUGAGUACCACAACUAUAACGGCAUCAUGGAAAUCCUGUCCGCGCUCCAAAACUCCGCGAUUCACCGCCUCUACGACACCUGGGACAUGCUGCCCCUGAAGUCCUGGGAGAUGUUCAACAACCUGUGUACGCUCAUGAACAGCAACGCCGGCGAAGGAAACUACUACUGCUACCGAAUGGAGCUCGAGGGCUGCAUCCCCCCCGUCAUACCCUAUCUGGGCGUCCACCUCACGGACCUCAUCUUCCUGAACGACGGCAACAAAGACUUCAUCGACGAGGAGAAAAAAAUGAUCAAUUGGUACAAAAUGUCAAAAAUCGCCCGCGUCGUUCGAUCCAUGGCCAUCAAGCAACAGGCGCCCUACUGCCUGUCCAUCGUGUAUCCUAUCAUAAGAUACGUCAUCGAGGCGAAACUGCUGUCCGACGAAGAGCAAUACGAGCAGUCGCUGAAACUGGAGAAAAAGGUCCCAAAGUCUCAACGAGGACAAACGAUGAAGACGAUGAAGAAAAUCAAAGUCGACUUUAGAGCGUACAACAUCGAUACUUGAACGCCCAUCGUUUCUCCAAGCAGAGAAGAUUUAGAAGAGCCCGCUCUUCUGCCGCUCUUUUGCGUCCCAAAAAACAAACAGGAAGUAUUUUUGUUUUCGGAAUUUCGCUUGCGUAACCAGCAGGCAUGGCGCUGUCUUUUUCCCCUUGGCGUGCUUCGGGUAUCCGUGACGCACUUCGAGGGAGAAACGUGGUGAUUUUUUUGGAAGAGUCGACGCUGUACUACCCAUCUCUCAUGUCCGUUCGCUAAUAAAAAAAAAACUGAUAUGAGGCUAAAAAAAAA
Molecule: messenger RNA, 2760 nt
Organism: Schistocerca gregaria
Lineage: Eukaryota; Metazoa; Arthropoda; Insecta; Orthoptera; Acrididae
Product: ras guanine nucleotide exchange factor A-like
Exons: 3
Coding region: 362-2479 (705 amino acids)
Biological process (GO): positive regulation of GTPase activity; Ras protein signal transduction
Cellular component (GO): plasma membrane
Molecular function (GO): guanyl-nucleotide exchange factor activity
Source: RefSeq, a predicted model, not a curated record